CCGCCGCAGCCGCCGAGCCCGGCCGGCGCCGCCCCCUCGGGCCCGGCCGGGAGCAUGGGGCUGAGGAUGCAGGGCGGCAGCAGGCGGAGCCAAGUUAAGAUGAAUGAAUGCUCAGGUCUUGUCAUUCCCAGAUGUGGUCCAGCAAGUCCAUUUAAAGGACACUUAAGUAAUAAAAGUAAUGCUUUCUGCAUUUGCUCCUCUCGAAAUCUAGCUAGCCAAUACCUGAUCAGAGAUCACAUGGUGGUUCAUUAUAACAGAGUUCUUGCAGCCAAAGCAGCUGUAGACACUUCAUUGCCCAAAAGUAGGUUGGCCAGCAUCAAACUUGCUGACCAGCAAAGAAGAGAGAAACUGAAAAAGAAGAUAGCCAGGUGUAGAGAGAAGUUAACUGUGUGUGAAGCUGGCUCUCCAUCCCAUCCAAGAGACAGAGGAAAGGCUCAGCCAUCCUCUUCUAGAAAGAGUGCCUUGGAAGCAGAAGAUGGUGUCUCAGCCUCUGCUGGGCAGGCACAGUACCUCUCAGGAGCAGCAUCUUCUCACGGCGAGGAGUGCGCGGUUCACUCCGGCGCAGGGAAGUGCGCCAGGAAGCGCUCUCGGCACGCAGCCGGGGGCUCGUACUCCUGCCUGUGCGUGUCACGGGCCGGCCGGCGCUCCGUGCUGCCCCGCAGCCACUCCAUCGAGAGCUUUGUCAGCGUUGUUGGCUGUUCCCAGAGCUGCCAUGGAAACCACCUCCAGGCCAGCGGCGGGGACCUUCUAGAGCGGCACUCGGAGUGCUUCACCAAGAGCCGGAAGCCUUUCACUCCACGCACAUUAAUAUCGGAUGCUAAACCUUUCCUGUCAGACUACAGGUUUUACACUCCUGCUCAAAGGAGGAGGAGAUGUCACCACCACCACAGAUCAUACCUUGUGGAAGCUCAAACACAGACUGAUAUGACCAGCUUUCCACCUGAAGACAAAAUGCCUGUGAGAAAAGUUGUGAGUGAAAAGCAGAAGGUCAAGUACAAGGCUGAAGAUAAAAGAUAUACUUUGGAUGAGCCUGAGAGAGGAGUAGAUAAAAGAUAUACCUUGGAUGAGCCUGAGAGAGGAGUAGAUAAAAGAUAUACUUUGGAUGAGCCUGAGAGAGGAGUAGAUGAUUUUCAACUCUCCAUCCCAAGAGAGACAUCAUGGUGUCCUCAGAAGUCUUCAUCUUCACCAGAGAGAACUGACGAUGCUGAAGAAGAGGAGCUUUUGUAUUUAACUUUCAUUGAGGAAGUAACAAAUGAAAUUCUUCAAUUUGGCAUAUUUUCUAACAGGGUUCUGGAUCAACUAUUUAAGUUCCAUAUAGAAGAAAAUAAGAACCGCCUUGAUGAGGGCAAAAUGCGCCAGAUGUUGGAAGUGCUGAAAUCAGACCUUGGCUGCGACCAGGACAGUGACACAGAGCAAAUCCAUGCAGAUCAGGAGGCCUCGGGCCCACUGGAGCAGCACAAGUGUGGUACAACAGAAGAGCCUGAGUUUGACAGUAAAGGUCACAGGCUGAGGAAAGCUACAAAAAAUGAAGAAUUCCUUGAGAGCAGGGACUUGUCAUCAACGAAACCACACCAUUGUCGAUCAGUGUCCUGGAGCAAAAGGACAAGGGAGACGCAGGGCAAGGAGGACUUCUCAGAAGAUACCACUGAAGUGAUGGGUGCUGGGAAAGAGUCUGAUUUCUGUGGUGUGGUGUUUGAAGAACACCCAGACACUUCACCCACCUGUGAGGCAGCUUCAAAUUGCUUUGGUUGUUGCAGUGAUUAUGACACCAAUAAGGAGCUUGAUGAACUUGAUGGAAACUUUGCAGAGGCCCUUCACAUUUCACCUAAGUAUUCAUAACUGUACCCAAAACUUACCUGUUAAACAGAGAUAGAGCUCCUUCUGUGGUGAACUGCCAUUUGUCAACCAAUAGUAAAUUGUUAGGUUUAUUUUCAGUUAUUUCUGUUUAAAUACUGGUACGAUCUCUGUAGCAGGAUACUAUUAAUUGGGCAUUAAUCUCUGUGUAAAUUAGAUCUUAAAGGAUAAAGGGUCAGUUAAGGGUCAGUUAUCAGAAGAAUUUUUUGUAUUUUGCCCAUAAUUGUAUAACUCAAAACAAACUUGAGAAUAUUAAAACUAGAUUUAUAUUUUUAGAGCUGUAAUAAUAAGUUAUGAAAUAUUUAUUGAUUUAAAUAAAUUAAUUGAUAGCGCAUUUAUGAUCCUGCUAUAAAGAUCUGAGAUGUUCUAGUCUGCAAGAAUUCAACAACUUAACAUAAUCUUAACAUCAAACUAUGUCCUCUUCUGGAAUGGACAAGCAGUUCCACCAUGCAGUGUGCUUUGUUACCAUUUGCAGAAGCCCAUCAAUGAAAAAUCAAACUAUUUAACAAGAAGAAAAUCCAAAUUUUAACAGAUCUAUGUAGAUUAAUGGCUGCAGUUUUUUAUUUUUAGUUCUUUACUAAAUGCAACUGCUAAGUUCAAUUUCUUGCACUGAUGACAGCCAUGGCAUAGCAUUCUGCAUCAAGCUCUGGUUUUGGAAAAUGAUUGAAUUGCUUACUGUUUGUUGACUAGAACUGUGUAGAAGAAAACACAUCAGGCACCUCAUACAGCAAAUGGAAAAUAGGUGGUGUAUUUUCUGGUUUAAGUUUAAAUUGAAGUUAGUGCAUGCAUUGCACGAAAUCAACCCAAAUGUCAUUGUUUAAUCAGAGUACAGCUAUUACCUGACAUUCCUGUUGCUGCAGAAUGAGUUUAACAGGUUCUGAGGAAAUGCUGACAAGUUACAUUGUCUUGUUGUAGGUGAGGAACUAGGAGAAGUCUUAGGAACCUGGAUUAAGCCUGUCCUCUGAUAUCUCCUAGGGUCAGUUUCUAACCUCCUUCCUCCAAAAACAAGCCCAAGCUGUGCCAGUCCUUACAUAACAACUGCCACCACCUGCCUCCCCUGUGCCUUGACCAAAGUCUGUGACUCCAUCAGCCAGAUGACCCAUUGCAGCUUAAAGGAGCUGAACAGACACAGACCACUGCUUCACUUAGGAAGCAUAAACUUUUAGACAAAAAAGAAAUUUCAAAAAACAGCUAAAGGAAGGCAGUCAGAGAAAAACAUCUGGCAUUAUCACAGCACUGCAGUGCAGAGCACAAUUUCAAAGAAAGCAAAAGGCAUUUUCCUGGGUGCCUUGUCCACAAUAAUAAAUGGCACUUGUUGACAAUGAAAGGAGACAGAGUUUAUUUUAGCCAGGUACAUGUGGCUGGGCAGAUGGGCACCAGCCUUUCAUCUGCCACGCUCAGUUGGUUGCCUUGUAAGCCUGGCCUGCAGCGUGAGUGCUCUGGCUCACUGAAAAGCAGGUGAGAUAAUGUGAGCACUUCCACAUUCCCCCAUCAGAGCCUGUCUUGUUGAAAAGAUGUGACCACAGGGCUGAGUCAGUGCAGUGCAGGGAGGGUUUGUCCCUGCACAAGUGAUCACAGACCUCCUCCCAUCCUCAACUCCCUCUCUAUUCCUUACCCAAGGGAGCUGAACAGAAAGGAUGCCCUAGGAAAACUUGUUUCUAGUCUAUGAAGAAUUCUGUCCCACAGGGACCGGUUCAAAAGCUAAAGAACAUGGUUUGAUGCAUACAAGUAUAAAGCCUCUUUGCUCCUCGGCCAGGACUUCACCCACUCUUCAGGCCCUCCAUUCCAAGUUCUCCAUUCUUGGUCAAUAAUAGGAAUUUAGGGGUUUUUUCCCUUCCUAUCUCUACACUUGUGACUUGUACAUCAUAAAAAAUGUCACUCAGCAAACUCUGGCUUCUGGUCUGCAUGAGUCUGAUUAAAGAUUAGUAAGAAUUUCACAUUCAGAUUUCACAUGCAAAAAUACUUUAGGAAAAUCACAGAAAGACUCUAGUGAUGACAUACUCAUUUCCUGUAAUACAAGUAACAUAAAAACAAAUAAAAACCUUGACCAUAUUUCCUAUUGAUGAACUGUCUCAACAUCAAUGACAUUUUUUUCUGAGUAACUUUUUUUUCUGGGUAACAGCAACUUAAAAGAGGAAAAAACUUGAUUAAGAGAGACCUUUCACAAAGAAAGCACCUGUCUUCCUAAACUGUAAGUGUGAACAUUUAUUGGAUUCACAGUGACAUG
Messenger RNA from Melozone crissalis (California towhee), 4081 nucleotides. RefSeq names its product spermatogenesis associated 7 (gene SPATA7). The transcript is spliced from 12 exons. The record is from RefSeq and is a predicted model, not a curated record. Gene Ontology annotation, cellular component: axoneme; photoreceptor distal connecting cilium; rod photoreceptor outer segment. Bases 55 to 1839 code for a protein of 594 amino acids. NCBI's taxonomy places the organism in Eukaryota, Metazoa, Chordata, Aves, Passeriformes, Passerellidae. Gene Ontology annotation, biological process: protein localization to photoreceptor outer segment; protein localization to photoreceptor connecting cilium; microtubule cytoskeleton organization.